UUUCUUAUAGGUGCCAACCUUACCAAGCUGGAGUUUUUGCAGGCAAGAAGAAAUCAAUACUCAGUUAUCAGUGAAGAAAUAAUAAAGUCUGUACCAGCUCUUGUUUAUAUGGAUCUUCAAGGCAACAGUUUUACCUGUGACUGUAAUAAUGCCUGGUUCCUCAAAUGGGCAGAAGACAACAACCAAACCCAAGUUUUUGAUGCCUUCAACUUUGUUUGCAACUUUCCUCUGGACCUCAAAGGUAUGAAACUGUUGGACCUUGACAUCCGGUUUUGCUUAGUAGACACUGAUUUCAUCUACUUUAUCUCUACCACAUCUAUGACUCUCUUUAUUAUGGUGGUGUCCUUCACCUACCAUUUCCUGAGGUGGCAGUUGGCCUACGCCUACUAUCUCUUCUUAGCUUUGCUCGUUGACACAAAGCAUAAAAACAAGCAGGCUCCUCAUCAGUAUGAUGCCUUCAUCUCCUACAAUAUCCAUGAUGAACCAUGGGUCAUCGGAGAGCUGGUACCGAAACUGGAGGAAGAGCAGGGCUGGAGACUGUGUCUGCACCAUCGAGACUUCGAACCAGGUAGG
Messenger RNA from Monopterus albus (swamp eel), 573 nucleotides. RefSeq names its product toll-like receptor 13. Gene Ontology annotation, cellular component: plasma membrane. The record is from RefSeq and is a predicted model, not a curated record. Gene Ontology annotation, biological process: toll-like receptor signaling pathway; inflammatory response. Gene Ontology annotation, molecular function: signaling receptor activity. The transcript has a single exon. Lineage: Eukaryota; Metazoa; Chordata; Actinopteri; Synbranchiformes; Synbranchidae. The annotation marks the transcript as partial.